AUGUCGUCCUCGACCUCAUCCUCGUCGGCCGCCUACUCGCACCGUCCCGGCGGAUCGCUCAAGUUCAAAGGCUCAUCCGCCAACGGCGCAAAGGACAAGAAGAAAAAGAAAAAGUCCAAGUCUUCCACGUCGGCCGAUGCGAAAAAGGCGAGCGGCAGCGGCGACCCGUCGCGCAAGCUCAGCGACGAGGACCGUCUAGAGGCCGACUUGCUCGCCCAGAUCGAGGACAAGGAGGCCGAGCUCGCCGCCUCGGGCCGCAAGCAGACCGAGUCCGAGAAAAAGUUUGAGGAAAUGAGGCGCAAGCGCAUGCACCAACGCAUCCAGAAGGAGGCCAAGCUGUCGCACAAGGAAAAGGUCGACGCCUUCAACCAGUACCUCGCCUCGCUCUCCGAGCACCACGACAUCCCCAAGGUCGGUCCAGGAUAA
Pseudozyma flocculosa PF-1 is the source of this 426-nucleotide messenger RNA. RefSeq lists its product as uncharacterized. The coding region runs from base 1 to 426 and encodes 141 amino acids. The transcript has 3 exons. Lineage: Eukaryota; Fungi; Basidiomycota; Ustilaginomycetes; Ustilaginales; Ustilaginaceae. Gene Ontology annotation, cellular component: nucleolus. The record is from RefSeq and is a predicted model, not a curated record.